This is a messenger RNA of Boeremia exigua, 954 nucleotides long. RefSeq names its product HIT-like domain-containing protein. The transcript is spliced from 2 exons. Gene Ontology annotation, cellular component: nucleus. NCBI's taxonomy places the organism in Eukaryota, Fungi, Ascomycota, Dothideomycetes, Pleosporales, Didymellaceae. Gene Ontology annotation, biological process: double-strand break repair; single strand break repair. Gene Ontology annotation, molecular function: mismatched DNA binding; double-stranded RNA binding; DNA 5'-adenosine monophosphate hydrolase activity. The coding region runs from base 1 to 954 and encodes 317 amino acids. The record is from RefSeq and is a predicted model, not a curated record.
AUGGCGAAGACCACUCAGGGCAAGAGUAUUGUGCCAGAGCAGCACAGAGACCCAAUAACUGCAGAAGAGAUAGAAGGAACCUCACAACCUCAAGCAUCGAAUACAACAUCCACCACAAAGCGAACCAAUGCAUGUACGCUUAGUACGUCUCUCCCUCAUGGGUCAACCAAAGCUCAUGACGCAGUCGCAGAAUUAAUGUCAUCGAAAAAGCCUAAAUCCAGCACUGAGCCAGUCGAGUUACCUGCGAAGCCUAAAAUGCGAGGAUUUGACCCACGCGACGGCUUGGGUAUCUACAUCGAGCACCCUGAGAAGAACCCUGAGGGCCUCGUCGUAGAGUACGAUGACGACUUCGUAGUGAUCAAAGACAAGUUUCCGAAAGCAAGCGUACACCUCCUCCUCAUCCCGCGCAAACCAGAAUACCACUACCAGCACCCCCUGCACUUCCUGUCCAGCAACCCCACCUUCCUCGCCGAAGUACGGAAACGAGUAGAACGCCUCAAACUCCUUGCAGCCUCAGAACUGCGCCGUAAAUACGGCCACCACAGCGCCUCCGACGCUCCAUACCAGGCGGCCCUCGAAGACCUCAUGAGCCAGCUCGACCCACCACAAGCAUCUGAGCGCGACGCUCUUCUUCCACCCGGUCGCGACUGGCUGUCCGAAAUCAGAGCGGGCGCGCAUACACACCCGAGCAUGAACCAUAUGCACGUCCACAUCAUGAGUCGAGAGAUGCAUUCGCCAUGUUUGAAGCACAAGAAGCACUAUUUGAGCUUCCAUUCGAGUUUCUUUGUCGAAGUGGAUGAGUUUCCGCUCGCGGAGGGCAGUGCGAGGUUCCAUCCGGGAAAGUGGCCAAACUGGGACAUGAAGUGCUGGAGAUGUGAGGAGAAUUUCCAGAACAAGUUUGCGAAGCUGAAGGGCCACUUAGAGGAAGAGUUUGAGGCGUGGAAGAAGGAAUAA